This is a messenger RNA of Malassezia pachydermatis, 2508 nucleotides long. Its product is annotated as putative ubiquitin-protein ligase. Bases 1 to 2508 code for a protein of 835 amino acids. The transcript has a single exon. Gene Ontology annotation, molecular function: ubiquitin-protein transferase activity. The record is from RefSeq and is a predicted model, not a curated record. NCBI's taxonomy places the organism in Eukaryota, Fungi, Basidiomycota, Malasseziomycetes, Malasseziales, Malasseziaceae.
AUGCCACCGUCGCCACGCAAGUCGGCAUGGGCACGCCCUUCGGCUUCUAGCUCAGCCUCUAUUUCAACAUCUGCCUUUCCUGACCUGGCUUCGGCGGCUCAGCAGCCUCGCUCACGUCGCGCUCGCGCAGCACGCUCGAUGUGGGAAGAAACAACGUCCACCUUCAAUCCGUAUCCUUCCCGCAUCGAUGAGUUGAAUGCACGCGCAUCGCAGUGGCGCAAUGCAGGGCGCACAGCGCGACCUAUUGUGGAUACUCCCAGCGAGCGGCAGGAGGAUGACGAAGAGGAGGGCGAUACGUUCCUUGAUCUACGUCGGCCUCGUACGUCGCCACCCCCCCUCCCUGUGCAUGGCGUAGCCAGCAUUGUCGUGCGUGACAAGGCGCCAAGUGGCCAGAUGGGCGCUUGGGCCCAUAUGUACUAUGGCCAAGUUACCGGCUCUGUGGUAGCACACUGGGAGACGUUGCAUGCCUCGCACACGGCGCCAUGGCGUAGUAUGCCACCCACGUUGGCGUCCCAGGAGGCAUGGCUGGACGAUGCCAUCGCUUCCAUUCGGGCCAAGGCUCGCGCUCCACAAAAAAGGGACGACUCGCCGAUUCCGUCGGAUCCGUGUCCUUUGCCUGCAUCGCUCAGAGACCUGGAGUCACUACAAGCGCUGGGGCCUACCAUAGCCACUUGGCUGCAAUCACCGGCAACAUGGACAUUGUUCACGGAGACGCACCAAGCCGUAUCGCAACUGCUUUAUCUUUGUGCCUCUGAUACCCUUCCUCACGAGGUACGCGAAACGUGGCGCGCUAGCUUUUCAUCAGCGUUGGACGUGUGUGCCUCGCGCUUCGAUGCUACAUGUGUGCCUACCAAGCCGAUGGUCGUCCUCUCUGCCCUGCUUGUCGCUGGGGCCUGCAACUCACAUGCGUGUGUAGAUGCCUGGGUCGUGCACAUGGACGCCUCGAUGCGUGCUGCCAUGGGUGCAAUGGAUGCAGAGGCGUUUGCACAGCUUCUUGAUACGCUUACGACGACGCUUAGCUGGCACUGGGCCUCGAUGAUAACAGCAUCAGCCACUACUUCUCCAUUUACGCGCGCACCGAUCCCUUGGCUCGUUCGUGCGCUCAUGUAUGCUUGGCAAGCCAACGAGGUACGCCCGGUGCGUAUUCCCUCGCUUCGUUUCUAUGUCGCCGCGACGGAGUUGCCUUCCAUCGUGCACGAGUAUACGUUGUGGCUGCAUGGAGCUGCAACUCUGUGCGAUGCGCCGUUCUUACUCACGCUGGGUGCCAAGGCCCAACUUCUUGCAUGGGAGGCCCAGUGUGCGAUGCGUCAAGCGUCGCAUCACGCAUGGCUUGAUGCGAUGGAACGGCCAGCCGGCGUGGCGCCACCGUCGCCCUCUGCGUCUACAGGCACAUGGGACGUAUCCGUCUUGCGCUCGCACAUGGUAGACGAUGCGCUAGAUGCAUGGCGGGACGUGCCGUACGGCGCUGUGCACCGUCCUUUGCAUGUGACAUUUCGUGAUGAGCCGGCGCAGGAUGCGGGCGGGCUACGCAAAGAGUGGCUCCAAGUGCUCUGUGACGAGCUCCAGCAUGAUGCGUGCUGGUACGAUCUUGGGACGCAGGAGCCUAGUAUGCAAGGUAUCCUAUUCCUUGAUCCAUCUGCCGUGUCGUCGCCCAGUGCCCUGGACCGAUUGAGCUUGCUAGGCGCUAUCAUGGGCCUUGCGCUCUUCCAUCAAAUUACAGUGCCGCUGCGUCUGCCCCGUGCGAUGUACACGCUUCUCUUGGCGUUAGCGCAGAACGAGGCUGUGCCAUGCACACUUGAGACACUGGACGAUGUCCAGCCCACGUUGGCGGCCGGACUGCGCCAGCUUUUAGCCUGCGACGCGAGUCAAGUUGCAGCGAUGCACUUGACAUGGCAAGUGGAUUCGCUGCAUGGCUCGCAUCCUCUGUGCCCCGAUGGUGCUACACGCGCUGUGAUCGCAAGUGAGCGACAAGCUUACGUCGCACGGCUGUGCACCUACUUUUUGUGGGAGCAGAUUCAAGUGCCUUUGCAAGCCCUUGCGCGCGGGUUUGCCACUAUCGUGGGGGCGGCUGCGCCACGCUCGCUGCUUGCGCUCCUCUCUGCGGCCGAGCUGGAGACACUGUUAUGUGGACGGGACGAAAUGUACUUGGACGUUGAAGCGUUGCGGGCGCAUACAGAACUGGUCGGUUUCCCAGACCGGUCUAGCAACGAAGCAGCCUCGGUGUAUGCCAAUCUGGAUGCCUUCUGGGCAGCCUGGACGCACCUGCCACCUGACGAGCAGCAUGCGUUGCUGGGCUUCAUUACUGGGUGUACCCGUGUUCCGGCGCUAGGUCCACGUGUACUGGGACUGCGUCUUCAUCAUGUGGACGCGGAGGUGGGCGCGGCGCGGGUGCCAUGGAGCAGUACCUGCACAUCUACCUUGUUCUUGCCUGUGUACACCAAUGCCUCGACGCUGGAGGCCAAAUUGCGGAUUGCCCUGCGGCACAGUACAGGGUUUGGCUUAGCCUAG